This is a messenger RNA of Talpa occidentalis (Iberian mole), 2991 nucleotides long. RefSeq names its product cerebellar degeneration related protein 2 like (gene CDR2L). The coding region runs from base 22 to 1416 and encodes 464 amino acids. The record is from RefSeq and is a predicted model, not a curated record. Lineage: Eukaryota; Metazoa; Chordata; Mammalia; Eulipotyphla; Talpidae. The transcript has 5 exons.
CUGAGCCGCCCGCCGCGCGCCAUGCGGAGAGCCGCGGGCAUGGAGGACCUCGCGGAGGACGAGGAGCCCUGGUACGACCCGCAGGACCUGGAGCAGGACUUGCACUUGGCCGCAGAGCUGGGGAAGACACUGCUGGAGAGGAACAAGGAGCUGGAGGAGUCCCUGCAGCAGAUGUACUCCACCAACGAGGAGCAAGUGCAGGAGAUCGAGUACCUGACCAAGCAGCUGGACACUCUGCGGUGUGUGAACGAGCAGCACGCCAAAGUGUAUGAGCAGCUGGACCUGACGGCCCGAGACCUGGAGCUGACCAACCAGAAGCUGGUGCUGGAGAGCAAGGCUGCCCAGCAGAAGAUCCACGGGCUAUCAGAGACCAUUGAGCGCCUCCAGGCCCAGGUGGAGGAGCUGCAGGCUCAGGUGGAGCAGCUGCGGGGCCUGGAGCAGCUGCGGGUGCGCCGGGAGAAGCGGGAGCGCAGGCGCACCAUCCACACCUUCCCCUGCCUCAAGGAGCUGUGCACCAGCCCCAGGUGUGAGGAUGCCUUCCGCUUGCAUAGCUCCUCCCUGGAGCUGGGCCCGCAGCCCCUGGAGCAGGAGAACGAGCGGCUGCAGACGCUGGUGGGUGUGCUGCGUUCCCAGGUGAGCCAGGAGCGCCAGCGCAAGGAGCGGGCGGAGCACGAGUACACAGUGGUGCUGCAGGAGUGCUCGGAGCUGGAGCGGCAGCUCUGCCAGAUGGAGGGCUGCCGCCUGCGCGUGCAGGAGCUGGAGGCCGAGCUGCUGGAGCUGCAGCAGAUGAAGCAGGCGAAGACCUACCUGCUGGGCCGGGAGGACCACCUGGCCGAGGCCCUGCUGGCACCCCUCACCCAGGCCCCUGAGGCUGACGACCCCCAACCCGGCAGUGGGGAUGACUCAGGCAUCCAGGACUGUGUCUCUUCUCCAGCCACCUCCCCCAGCCACGCCGUGCGCAAGAGCUGCAGCGACACGGCACUCAAUGCCAUCGUGGCCAAGGACCCUGCCAGCCGGCACGCGGGUAACCUCACACUGCAUGCCAACAGCGUGCGCCGGCGCGGCAUGUCCAUCCUGCGCGAGGUGGACGAGCAGUACCAUGCGCUGCUGGAGAAGUACGAGGAGCUGCUGAGCAAGUGCCGGCAGCACGGGGCUGGGGUGAGGCACGCCGGCGUGCAGACCUCCAGGCCCAUCUCCCGGGACAGCUCGUGGAAGGACCUGCUGGGGGGCGAGGAGGGCCAGGGGGAGGCCAAGGCAGGAGAGAAGACCCUGAGCCUGCAUGUGGAGGCAGUGGACAAGCGGUUGGAGCAGAGCCAGCCUGAGUACAAGGCGCUCUUCAAGGAGAUCUUCUCCAGGAUCCAGAAGACCAAGGCGGACAUCAAUGCCACCAAAGUGAAGACACACAGUAGCAAGUGACCCUCUCCCGCCCCAGCCCUGGGGUCAGGCCUGGGUCUCUCAAGCCCAGGCCUCACAGCCUCUAAGUGAGGGGCCCUUUGGCAGCAAUAUAUCCCCAUGGCCACCACUCCCACCCAAGGAGCAGCAGCGUGUGGGGGCGCACCCUGUUCCCUGCUAACAUGGAGGUGGUCAACAGGCCCCCACCCAGGAGCCUCCACCAUCCCCAGUCAGCCCAGAGGCGCAGCUUCUAGUUUCAAAGCCAAACGCCCCCAACCCCAGCUCCUCCAGCCCUGGCUUCCUGCCCCUGGACCUUGCUCCCAACUUUGUGGCCAGGCCUCUGGAAGCCAUCCUGGACCAGUUGGAUUUUUUUGUUAAAGUUUAGGUUUAGGGGGUACCUUCCUGGAGCCCCACCCAGCUCUCCAGGCCACACUGUGAAGAGAGCUGGCAUUUGAGAGAUUUGCAAUGCAAGGUCUCCCUGACCCCUUGCCACCACUGGAAACACUUGAAAGGGGACCCCAGAGUCAGCUGUUGCAGGUUCCAGGGUCCCCCGGACCACCCACUGCUUCUGCCCAACCUCAAUGGGCUAGUCCCUUAGCACCAGCUGUCCGACCCCCAGUGUCCUGACCAGGUCAGAGACGGGCCCUGCCACUCAGAGCAGGGAGACUCAGCCAGGUCCUGGUGAGGACCAGCUUCUCCCCUGAACCCUCAGGCCAGAACUGUAGCCAAUCAGAGGAGGGGAACAGGGAGCCCCUCCGCAGCCAUACACAAGCCGUACACCCAGUUUUCCUCAGAACCAGCCUUCUCCAGUACCAGUUGUCCCUGGAAAUGCCUUCUGGGCGUUAAGCCUUCUAGGGGUCUGGGUACUGGGGAGCCCCCAUCUCUGCAAACCACUGAGUGGCUUCUGACUCACCCCACUUGACCUCUGCCUGCCCCAUCUCAGGGACCAUGACGUCUCAUUCACUCCCAAGCCCCCUACAGGCCCACCCCCCGCCAGCCACACCCGCUGCCACCCCCAGCACCCUGGGCAUGUGCCACCAGCCAGCAGUCCCAGGUCUCCCCUGCCCCCCUUCACUGGGGACUGCCCAAGAUUCUCUCCCCACACUGAACAGUAUUGAAAUGCAAUGGGAUGAACACCAGGUCUCUCCCUGCCUGCUCUUAACCUCCCACCUCUGUGGGGGGACUUCUGAGGACCCAGCCGAGUCAGUGGUUUAAGGCUUCAAUAAGACCGGCCACAGCAAGAGAUGCCCAGGUCCCCAGUCUGCCCUGAGCAAUUCUUCCGGGUUUCCAGUUUCUCCUGCUGCCCAUCCUGAGACCCCAGAAAUCACAGGAACCAUCCAGUCCGGUGCGAGGCCCUGGCCUCAGUGCUAGGGCCCAGUGGGGAACCUUCAUGCCUUAUUCCUUCCUAAUGGGUAAAUGGGUUUUCUUAACAAGCAUGCCGGACCUUCCUGGAGCCCCACCUAGCUCUCCAGGCCACACUGUGAAGAGAGCUGGCAGCCGGCCCCUUGUUCACACAUCGUGAACCCUCCUGUACUUUGGAGCUGGGCAGCUGCCAGCCCUCCGUGUGUCUCUGUCAUCUGGGGUGGAGGGGGUGGGGUG